CCUUUUGACCGCGCGGCCCGGCCCACGCCGCGCCCACUGCCCGUGACUCUCUCUUUUACGUGGGGGCGCGCGCCAGAGACGCACAGUCGCAGCAAUGGCGAGGUUGAGCGAGCACGGGAUUCGCCUGAGUUCCAUGAGCCCUUCCUUCCUGAACAGCAACUCCACAAGUCACACCUGGCCCUUCAGCGCCGUGUCGGAGCUCAUAGACAAUGCAUCAGAUCCCGGCGUAUCUGCUAAACAGAUCUGGAUAGAUGUGGUUGAUGAAGACGGUCAGCUGUGUCUAACCUUCACCGAUAAUGGCAGCGGCAUGACUCCCAACAAAUUGCACAAGAUGCUCAGCUUUGGUUUUACAGAAAAGGGUUCAGGUAAGGCCAGUCAUCAGGCCAUCGGUGUGUACGGGAACGGUUUCAAGUCCGGCUCAAUGCGUCUGGGCCGUGACGCGCUCAUCUUCACCAAGAACGGCGGCUGCCAGAGUGUGGGAAUGCUCUCUCAGACCUACCUGCAGAACAUCAAGGCCCAGGCGGUCAUUGUGCCCAUUGUCCCCUUCAACCAACAAACCAAGUCCCUGGUGGUGACGGAGGACUCGGAGGCCAGCCUGGCAGCCAUCCUGCAGCACUCCCUCAUCACCACCCAGGAGCAGAUACACUCACACUUUGACUCCAUUCUCUCCAAAAAAGGCACCAAGAUAUUAAUCUGGAACAUCCGCAGGGCAAAAGAUGGCAAGCCAGAGGUGGACUUUGAGACCGAUGUGAGCGACUUCCGCUUGCCCGAGGUUCACAACGACGAACUGAAGAAAUGUCUGAGGACGUUCGGCUCCCCGAGAGCCAAACACGACGUCCCCGACAUACACUACAGUCUGAAAGCCUACCUCAGCAUCUUGUAUCUGAAGCCCAGGACACAGAUCAUACUGAGGGGGCAGAAGAUCCCGGUGAAGCUGGUGUCCAAGCGGCUGAAACACAUCGAGCAUGACGUGUACAAACCCCACUUCAGUAAAGAGAGGGUGAAGGUGACCUUCGGGCUGAACCCCAAAAACAAAGAUCAGUACGGCAUCAUGAUGUACCACAGGAACCGACUCAUCAAAGCCUACGAGAAAGUGGGCUGCCAGCUGAAGGCUUCGGGUCAAAGGGCGGGCGUCGGGGUCAUCGGUAUCAUCGAGUGUAACUUCCUCAAACCUGCCCACAACAAGCAGGACUUUGAAUACACCAAAGAAUACAGACUUACCCUGGGCGCUUUGGGCCUCAAGCUGAACGACUACUGGAGAGAGGUGGAAGAGAAGAAGGCCCGGGAGCGCGAGUUCCAAGCGGUGGAAAGAGACGAAAAUGUAGACAAGCUGGACGCUGAAGAGGGUCCCAUGUGGUUACAAUGUGAAGACUGCCUGAAGUGGCGAAAGGUCCCGGCAAAUUAUUACAUUGUGGCUCCUGAAAGCUGGAACUGCAGCCUGAAUCCCAAUCUAAAUUACAGAAGUUGCUCUUUGCCAGAAGAAGCAGAAGACAGCGAUGAGCUGUUGACACCCAGCUACCACAAAAAACACAAGAAACAAGAGCAUCCUAAAAGCAGAAAACGAGAAAAAUCCUUGGAGGUGUGUGAGUUCCAGGACCAAACGGCCAAACAUCAAAUCCUCUCACGCAGUUCAUCAGAGCCGAGCUGGCUCACCUUCCGGGCAGAAGACGACCUCGAGCCGGAUCAGACGAGCGCAGAUCACCUGACUGACACACUCGCUCAAGACAGUGCACAGACACAAAGUACAGUCACGUCUCCAGUUGCACACAUACAACACAAUCACACUGGAAGAGGCACAGUCAUUGAAGGCACCACGCAAGUCAAACACGUGGAGGACGAGACCGGUGAUGACGGGAGCGAAGACAAAGACACAAGUGUGGAGCGGGUCGAAGGAGAGGAGGAGAACGCAGUGAGCCACAAGAGGAAAAGUGGAAUUUUGGUUCACAGCGAGAAAAAGAGGCCGUGUCUUCAGGAGGAGCAGCCUGACUCAGAAAACACGGCCGAAAAGAUGAAUCCUCAGAAACAAACAAACACACCCGAGGCGGCGCUCUGGGAGAAGACCAAGCCUGGCGAUGGCGGCCGAGGGGAGAAACCAGGUGAUGCAGCACAGCGAACCCCCAGCAGUCUCGCCCGCACCCACUUCCUCCCCUCCACCCAGACUGUGAUGGUGUCUCCUCUGAGUCGAACCGAGGGGCCCCGGAGCAGACCGCUGCCUCCCGACGGGAGUGGCUGGGAGGCGAGUGUGCAGAAGCUGGCCGGGCUGGAGAAAGAGGCCCAGAGGCUACGGAGGCUUCUCGCUCUGGAAGCCACAAGCACAACUCAAGGCACGAUGACAGCGGCAGAUGGCUGCGCCGAAAAGCCCCCCGGAGGGCCCGAGACCCCUCCGGCAUCCACGGCCAGCAGAGAGGUCGGCUGCCAGACCGACGCGACUGAGAGCUCUAGUUCAUCCAGCUGGCCCGGCCCGGCUGUGGGACGUCCGGGGGUGGUGGUCCUGAGUCAGAGGGCUCUGUGCGGGUCGAUAGGGCCGCCGGAGCACAGCGCGUCCAAGAAGGAGAAAGCAGAAAGUCAUAUCAGGAUGAUAGCCGGGGACAACGAGGCCUGUGAAAGCAGCAGAUCCUCGCAGGAAGACCUGCGCGGCAUCCGGAACAAUGUGGUGGUGCUUCUCACGGCCCUCUUGCCUCAACUGGACCUGGCUGGAAUCAGCAUGGAGACCACGGACGUGGAUAACAUCCUGCAGCAGAUCAUAGAGGUCAACUCCCUGAAGCUGUGAAAAGUAUAGAUUUGUAUGAAGUUUGGAUUGGAAUGUGUUGUCUUUGUUUUCAGAGGACAAACAUUGUCUAUUAAGCUUUUUUUGCUUGCACACAUUGCCAGUUAAUUUUGUAUCCCUUUCAUGUGAAUGUUUAUUUCCGGACACAUUGUGAGCAUUUCCAUCCCAUUGACGUACAUGUAACUUUAUUUGGAAAUUUUGUGUUUCAAAAUAGUGUGACGAAUUGCUAUUUUUUUGGUUCUGCUUCUGUUUUUACCAACUAUUUAAAGUUUUAUAUGCAUCUGGUCACCACUCAGAUAUGCUUGUUUGAUCUAUAUCUAUAAGUGAAACUUUUCAGAUUUGAAUUAAAAUACUGAAACCAUU
Messenger RNA from Gasterosteus aculeatus aculeatus (three-spined stickleback), 3130 nucleotides. The record is from RefSeq and is a predicted model, not a curated record. NCBI's taxonomy places the organism in Eukaryota, Metazoa, Chordata, Actinopteri, Perciformes, Gasterosteidae.